Molecule: messenger RNA, 19497 nt
Organism: Procambarus clarkii (red swamp crayfish)
Lineage: Eukaryota; Metazoa; Arthropoda; Malacostraca; Decapoda; Cambaridae
Product: lysine-specific demethylase phf2
Biological process (GO): protein demethylation; regulation of transcription by RNA polymerase II
Molecular function (GO): histone demethylase activity; transcription coregulator activity
Source: RefSeq, a predicted model, not a curated record
GCGUGUUGUUUUGAGCAAAAUGGCGUUGGACGUUAUUUAUUGUUUAUGUGGGCAAUCUACAGAUUUGUCCCGUUUUAUGAUACAAUGUGAUAUUUGUAAAGACUGGUUUCACGGAAGAUGCGUUGGAGUACGAGAAUAUCAGGCCGUAGAUAUCGACAGAUUUCACUGUCCACGUUGUGAAGCAUAUAAUGGGCCAUCUGUUUUAAAAGCACGUCUAAAUUGGCAUCGGCACGAUUACUCUGAGGCAGAUGCUGCCACCAAACCAGUCCAGACAGGCACGCAGGUUUUUAUCAAAGAACUCAAAACUAGACAUUUCCCAAGUUCUGAAGAUGUGGUUAUUAGACUCAGAGGACAACAGCUUACACUGCCAUAUAUUAUUGCAAAUGGGUUUCACAAACCCAUUUUGGUUGAAGAUACAAAUGGGCUUGAACUUAUCGUGCCCCACGACUCCUUUAAUGUCCUUGAUGUUGAGAAUUAUGUCGGCUCAGAACAUGAAGUGGAUGUUAUUGAUGUACAGAGACAAACUGAUGUCAAGAUGCAAUUACAUGAAUUCAUUGAGUAUUUUUUAAGUCCCGCCAGAACGACAGUCCUUAAUCUCAUCAGCCUCGAGUUUUCAAACACCAGUCUUAGUCAACUAGUGGAGCCGCCAUAUAUUGUUCGUAAAUUGUGUUGGGUGACCAGCUCGUGGCCAACGGAUCCUCCACCUGGUCCACCUCUUUCUCGCCCUAAUGUCUCAAAAUAUGCUCUAAUAGGUGUAGAGAACUCUUACACAGACUUUCACAUAGACUUUGGGGGCACAUCUGUUUGGUAUCAUGUACUGUGGGGAGAAAAAGUUUUUUACUUAAUCGAGCCAACGCCUGCCAAUCUCUCUCUGUAUCAGAGAUGGAUGAAAGCUAACAACCAGUCUGAAAUGUUUUUUGGUGAUCAAGUUGAUACCUGUUAUCGAUGUGUGGUGCAUGCUGGUGAAACGAUGUUCAUCCCAACUGGCUGGAUUCACGCAGUGCUUACACCUACAGAUACGCUGGUGUUUGGCGGUAAUUUCCUUCAUUCUCACAGCAUUGAACUUGAGCUUCAGAUAUAUGAAUUAGAAAAACAAAUCAAUGCCCCUGAGAAAUUUAGAUUUCCACACUAUGAAUCAGUGUGCUGGUAUGCUGGCUCCAGAUUGAUGAUGGAAUUGAGGGAUAUGGGUGCAGCUGGAACCAGAGUCCCACCAAUUAUGAUAGCUGGUGCUCGUGCUCUCACAGCGGCUCUCAGACAAUGGGGAGGCGAGAAUGGUAGAGGUGGACUUGAGGCAGUUCCUCCAGGUAUUCAUCCAUUAAAACUAUUCAAAGAUCUACAAAGAGAAAUUCGGUGUGCUGAGAAACAGGUGAUUGCUCUAAACCCUCCUAAACCUGAGCGCGAGUCCAAACGAAGAAAAAAGAAAGUGCUAGCUGAUGAUUUCAUUGACUAUACUAACCUGACCAGCUUUAAUAAUGUCCUGGAGGAAAGGUUGCCUGAUAGAAAGGUCAAAGUUCUCAAAGUCAACUCACCUCAGGUGGAAAUUGGAAGUAGAGAUAUUACUAACAUAACAGAUGACCAACAGCGUACACUUAAACUAACUCUUCCUAAGACAGCAACCUACCCAUACGGUCUCAGUUUUACAUCCUCUGACUAUGGAAUGAGCGGAACUCCACCUCAUGACCCCGAGUAUCCUCAGUUCAAGAAUGAAUAUCCAAGUAAUGUUAAAACUGAGUAUGACUGGUCAGAUAGUCCUGGCAUUAAUCCCUACAAGUUGGUAGAUCCAGGUGGCAUGCGAAUGAAAUUUGGACGCACUGGCAGCACUGACUCCGAUGUCUCCACAACACCAGCAUCUGCGAACACAGUCAGAGUUAAACUCGAGAACCAGGACCCACACCUCAUGAACUUCAAAGAUGCUAAUCUCCUCAACCAAAAUGAAAACAACAUUAGGAGACAAUGUAUAGAGUCUGCUGCCAUCAAACAAUUCAACACCAUCCAACAGGCUGAAGGAAAAUUCAACAUUACUAGCCCUCUCGCUAAAUUAAUGCUUCAUAAACAUAAAUUAGCUGAUAAUGCUGAAAUAAAGACACACAAUGAAUCUGUAUACGACUUCCACGAAGAUGGUGACAGUGAUGAGCGUGAGCCUUCUGGUCUCAUGAUAGACGAAAAUCCACGUCGGAAAGGAGCUCGUAUCCAACCCCAAGAGCCUUUGAAGAUCAAGCUUAGUUUGACUGCGGCAGAUGUAGUAUGUGGCGAGACGGUGGAUGUGGCAGAAGAAGUGGAAGUAGCUCCAUCACACAACACGGCUCACAACGGUAUUGAUGAACUUCUCAGAGCAUCUGCGUAUGCUCCAGACUUCAAUGAGGAUUCUCCUGCACGUAUGGAUGACUUGGAUAGUGAGAGUGGUCGAGCAUCACCCUCUACGAGAGAAGCCAUUGCAGGGAUGCUGAGUAUGAGCCGUGUUGUUCCGAGUGGACGCACGCCUUCCAGAAAGUUAAGUUCAGCCAAUUCUCGCCAGCCCAAACCUAGACGGCGAUAUGAUGAUGAUGAGAACAUGAGUAAAGUGCAUCAAGAUGAAGACUAUGUGUAUCCAACCCUUGAUAUAUCUGAUGAUGAAGACUUUCCUGUAUUCAAACCUCGGGGAAAAAAAAAAGAAGACGAAGCUUGGAAUCCCAAAGCCCGAGUGCGGGUUCAAGGUCCACGGCCUGAGCGUCCCAUGAGGCAAGGAGUUCGAAGACAGGCAGUAGAAAAGGGACUGGAGCAAGCUGCAGCAAGAAGACAAAACUUACCAGCUGCCAAGAGAGCAUAUCACCGGAAAAAGCAGCGGAGCUUAGAGUCUCAACCAAGCACCUCCUCAGGGGUUGCUGGUCUGAAGGGAAUGAGUAAACUUUCGAACAAACCCAGAAAGGGCAUGGCUACAGCGAAGCAGCGUUUAGGAAAAAUUCUGAAAAUUCAUAAGAUGCUUCACUAGUUGGUUCAUGACGUACCACAGCAGCUAGUCUGAUGAAACACAUCAGUCCAAGGCAAGGCUGUUUGCUUUUCUGGCUCUCUCCAGUCUGCUAGUUAUGCAGCAGCUGCGUGUUCUUGGGACAAUACCCUGAUUAUAUCUUAUUCUAGAUGACUUUUGUUAAAUAUUUUUAUAUUAUUUCUAUUCAAAGUCCAAUUUUAAAAGUAUUGUACACUGGUUAAAUGAUUGUUUAUACUGAAUAAUUUUCCAUAAGGUCCAAAGGUAUUUGUGAGAGCCUCAUUGUUAUGAUGUACGGCUUCUUUGUGAGGGUGGAAGUGUGCAGAGUCAGUUGUGCUCCACCCUGCUUGUUUCACUUGUCAUUGUCACCUCUAAAAAUAACUUCAAAUCUGUAAUGUAUUCAAGAUAAGCAGAAAAGCAGGCAAAUGGUCUAAAUGGCUAAGAUUUUUGUAGUGUUAUUCCACUGUUUAAUCACUUAUUUUAUAUUUGAAAAAAAAAAAAAUCAAUUUUUUAUAGAUCAGCAGUGUUGAACAUUAAAAAAUCAAAAUAUAAACACUGAAAUUUAUUAUAUAUCGGACAGUCUUUCAUACUAAUUCUACCGAUUUCCACUUCAUGUGAGGAUCUUCUAAUUACACAAUAAUAUUUUAUCAGAUUAUUUAUUUUAAAAUACAAAGUAUGAAAUAUCUCGGACGUUAAGUAAACAGACUGUAGAAUGUUUAGUAUCCUGUUGUUCCUAAUGAGCAAAGUCAAAAGAGGUGAGACCUCAUUACAUUAGGUAAAGUUACAUUAGCCUUCAUCACUCUUGGUGGUAGUCAGUGAGGAGUUUCCUAUAGAAAGGUUAGGUUAUAUUUGUGUAGUUUAUGCAGCUCUGUUUCAGGUUUAGAGUUGAGAAAAUGGUCAUACAUAGCUUCUCAAAUUAGAGGGUGGGUAGUAAAAUUAAUGACUUUUAUUAUAGAAAAAUUAAAAUGCUUCGUGUUAAAUGUAGGAAAUUCUGAACCUUUUGAACAAUGAUAUUAAUAGGAAUGAUUAACAUUUUUUAUUUCGUAUUUUUUACAUAAUUUGUUAGCCGAUAUGCUGUUAUUUAGAAAAUCAUUUUCUAAUAUGUUGGAUAAUAUGAAGGGGCAAGUCAAAGCUAACAAUUUAUAUUCGGACAUUUUAACAAGAAGAUAUGAAAUAAUUUUCAGUUUUUAUUGAAAAAUAUUUAUCACAUAUCCAUUAUAAUAUUCUUUUGAACAUAAAGAAUUUAAAUAUGUAAACAUGCCUUCAAUAUUUGUAAUAAUACAGUAUUUUAUGAGAAUGGGAGUGAAAAAGAUCUCAAUAAGAUUAAAAUGAUACAAAAAUUAUCCUUAAGAUCAAUUGGCAGAUGAGUGAAUACUAGGUUGCAACAUUUUUGAAGACCUUUACCAUCUUUUGAAAAAUGUAUAACUAUUUUCACCAAGAAAUGGUUGCAGUUAUGCAGCAUAAGCACAAAGAGGAAGAAUGGUAAUGGCAAAAGAUGAAUGAAGGUAAUUAUAUAAUGAUUAGGUGGCAGUCCAUGGCAACUUAAAUGUUCAUAUUGGUGAAUAAUGUUAUGAUGUUGAAUGUGCCAGGGGAAUGCUCUGUUCUGCACGAUGAUAAUCAUUGGGCCAGGGGAAUGCUCCGUCCUGCAUGAUGGUAAUCAUUGGGCCAGGGAAAUGCUCCGUCCUACAUGAUGUAUUCAUUGUAUUGCAUGGACACUGUCCUACAUGUAAUCUCCUAUAAAUAGACAACAUUUGUUACAGUAAACAAUGUUUUGAAUAUGGCCCAACAAAUAGGUCGCAUACAAGAUAGAGAAAUUUGAGGCAAUUGAUUUGUGAGUGACUGCUAAAAGCAUGAAAGCAUGCAUUUUUUAGUUACAUUCAAUGUGUUUUAAUAUGAACUUACCUUACACACUUAUUUUUACUGUUAUGGACAUCAUUAAGUAAUCAAACCACUCAUUAUCUAUCAAUAAUAUCAUCUAUAAUUCUAACCAUAUAUAUUUCCCAAGCGAUCAGUUAAAACUCACCAAUGAGAAAUAUAGACAGCUAUUGCAUGUAAAGUGUGUUUGACAUGUAGUGCUGUGUAUGGAUCAGAAUGCUACCCAUUUGAUGCAAGCAAUACAGUGUCACUCCAAAUUGAUCUGCAGCAAGAAAUGGAUCAAAAGUUUAAUUAAAACAAGCAGGUUAGUUUUAUUCCUGAAUUUUAAUGUUUAUAUUUUGUGUGUGUUAGAUGACUGAAGCAUACUGUAUUUCAUUACUUUAUACAUAAGUUAAUUUUACCAAACACAAUGUGGAUUUUUCAUACAUUACCAAUCAAUUUAUUAUACAGUAUACUAUACAGGUUUAGUUCAGUUAGUCUACUGUAUCUGAAUUAGGUUCGUUGUAGUGGUAUGAGUGAGACCCUAUUCCCCAGUUGUCAAGAUCUAGCACAAGCAUCCCUACAGUAAACGGUGAUAAGACCCCCAUGGAAUCCUGUCUUUUCUGAAAUGUGAUAGAUGCCUCUAAACAAAUAUGGUAAAUUGCCUCUUUAAUGUAGAAGCAAUUUUUAUGACCACCAAGUUGGCUUUUCUAAUGUCCAGGGUUAAACAGCUGGUAAGUCAGCAAUAGUAUGUGAUCAAAAGAGCCAUGUGUUCACCUAUUGUAGCAACCAAAACAUUACCUUAGUAGAGGGAGCAAAAUAAAAUAAAGGUUUAUAAAGAGGAGAUAAAUUAUGAGAGGUACAUGGAUGUGAUGAAAUAUACAGGUACAUGAAUGUUAUGUAGUGUUGUGCUUUCUUCAACAUCUGCACAUGCAAUUGAAGUACAAAUCAUUAUUAUUAUUAUUACGUAUUGAGAAAAUACAUAAUAGCCGUGAUGAGGAUUCGAACCUAUGCGGUGGGUAGUCCCGUUGAUGCAGUCACAUUAGUGGGAUUACUCUGUGUAUUAUUAUUCUUAUUAUUAUUAUUAUUAUUAUUAUUAUUUAUUUAUUUAUUUUUAUUUAUUAUUCAUUAUUAUAUAUUUUGUUUUCCUAGCAAUGAAAGUAACUAUAUUCACUAUUUAUGCAGUUUAGAUACCAAACACUAUAAACAAGAAGCUGUGUUUGUGUAAAAUGUGUAUAUAUAUAAAAAAAUUAAUAAGCAAAUGGACUCGAUGUGGAUAAUAAGCAGUUUAAAUUCCAAUCCCCAUCCAUGGUUUUUGUGUUGGUGGUUUGGGUGGAAAGAUGGUGCUCGGUGAACCUCGUGAAAUACACUACCCAGGUACUGAUGGAAUGGAAAUGUGACCUUCGUUUAUUUUUGUCAAGAUUGCCAUACUCUCUUGUCCAUUAUUAUUUCCAGUCGUUCUUGUUCAUACUGUUGUGCUGUGGAUGCUAUUUAGUCUUGAAGGAAGUUGAGGAAGCUUGAUGUAAUAAUGAGUGGUGUGUGUAUUAAACUUAACGAUUCAGAUUAAUCACGGAAUACCAGUCACGUCGCUAAACAAUCAUACUAGUGUACUCUACUAUAAUAAAUGGCUGAAUAAAUAGUUUCUCCUAAAUUAUUUCAUUAAAUAGGAUGUUUUUAUGUUGCAAAUUUAUUUGUGAAAAUACAUUUUAAUUUAAAUUGGCUCAUAAAACUAGAUUAAUGUUGACAAUAAACAUUUUUUUUGUUUUUUAAUUUAAGCAACCUUGUCUCUCAAGGUAAUGUACAUAUAUACAUAUUAUUUGAGAGGAUACAUUCUCUCAGUGUAAAUUGUACAUAAAACUUAGUUUAUAACAUCUGUGAAAUUUAAAAUUAAGCGUACAGAGCAGAAUUAUGCAUAUAUAUUUAUAUACUGUAUGUUUAUAUAUAUAUAAAAAUACAUAUAAAAAUAACAGUAUAUGAAUUAUAUGAAAAUUGACAAAAGUGUAAGCUGCAUCAGAUUUGAUGGUGAGAGGAUCAAGUGGUGACUAUCAAGUGGGUUAAUAAUGCAUGUUGCAUGUUGUGAUGCCUGGUGCCAUCCACACCCUGUCUGGCCAUACGUGUGUGUGCCGGCUCUUAUCACUUGCAUACCUUCGAAUUUUGAGUCUUGGCAACUAAACUCAAAUUUUCAUACGUUCUCCCUCAUUCUAUAUCUUUAUGUAAUUUUUCUCUUAUGUUGGAUAGUUUUAUGUCAAUAAUAGCCAUGCAGUGGCACAAGUUAGAUUUCUUAUGAAGGUUUCUUAGCAUAAAUUUCCUAAAGGGUUGACUUAAGACUUCAAAAUUUUCAGUUAUGUAAUAAAUGUAAACUGUUGUAUACAGAGGAUCUCAAGAUUGUGUACAUACUUCAAGUAAAUUUGUAAUGUAAAUUAUUUUGUUUUGUAAAAAUGCUAAUAUUUUGCUACAGUAGUGAGGCCUGAGAAGCAGGGCUAGGCAUAUAAUUUAUCCAUGACUUCUCUGUUUUUCUUAUCCUUCCCAUUCUCAUACAAAUGAUAUCCAACCUUAGAUAAGACACAUGCUACUGGGAUAGUAGAUAGUAAGAAAAUACUGUAUAGAUUUCCUAUCUGAAAGGUAUUCCAUCCAUACAAUUUACUCAUGAUAAAAAAAAAGAGCCCAAAUACUUUUUAUUUAACAGUAAAUAAUACAGAAAUCAAUAUUAAAUGUGAUAAUAGAUUAUUUGGCUUGGUAGCAAUAUAAUAUGGAUAGAUGCAUGAAGAACGAGGUGACAGAUCAAGUAUUGGCGAUGGAAUGUUUGUCAAGGUGCAUUGUCACUUCAUCUUCCUCUCUUCUAUAAUUUUUUAUUACAUGUUUACAUAAAUCAAGUUUUUGUUACAUAUUUUUAGUAUUAGGACUUAUAACUUCAGCUCUCCUGUCCAUAUCCCAUAUUUUCACAUUCACUUAAUGUGGGUUUUUGUAACCUUCAAUUACUGUUGUGACAAACUUGAUCACUUGUGUUGGUAGAGCAGACAGAGUGUGACCCCAUGAAAAUAUUAUCGUGGAAGAAGAUACCAGGUGGGUACACAGCAUGGUCGAGAGUGGCAUAGAACCUGUGAUUGAUGUAAGCACGAUGGUCGAUAGUGGUAUAGAAUCUGGGGCUGAUGUAUGCAGCAUGUUUGAAAGUGGUAUAGAAUCUGGGGUCGAGGUAUGAAGCAUGGAUGAGAACGGCAUAGAACCUGGGUUCAUUACACAGCAUGGUGGGGGGGGGGGAGAUGGUACUUUGGGCACAUUGCACAUCACAUAUUCAGUAUAUAGAACAAGUCUAGUACCGGUUAAUUAUAGUUUGUAAACUGAGUUAAGUUAAUCAGCUCUUCAUCGAGAAUAACCUUUAAAAUGUUAUUCGCAAUCAUUUAAUCAUUUCUCGAAAUUUUAAUUUUAAUUCUAAGUGUAAAUGUGCCCAUAACAAGUGUUAACUGUGAUAGAUAAGAGUGAAAAGAUAAUGGGUCAUAUGAGAUUUAUUUAAACAUUUUGUAGGCACUAUUCAAGAACAGUGCUCCAUUGAGCAUAACUUUGGAGAAAUUGGUAUGAAGAAAACAAUAAGUAGUAAGCAAUUGCUUAGGAAUGUACCUACAUAGUCUCCCAGGCUGGCGCUUUUUUUUUUUUUUUUUUUUUUUUUACAGUAUUUAUUAAUUACCUGCUUAGGAAUGUAUGCAGAACAUCAAUUUGGAGUUUAUGGCUGUUUAUUUUUUUUUUUUCUUAUCGACUUUGGAGAUCAGUUUAUCAGAUUUCUUAAACGUACAGUACAGUACAGUAUAUGUAAGUGAAUAUCAAUAUUUCUUUCUUUUUAUACUUUGGUCAGUAUUUUACUAACCCUUUAUUUAAUAUUUGUCUUUUUAAUCUGUACUGUAUUUGUCACAUUUUAAAAAGUUUUAGCAACACAUUUUAGGAAUUCACAGUAUUUCUGAAGCAAAUCUGCAAAGCAUAUACCAUGUCAUAUAAUAAUGUCCAGAGCUGGUUGUACAUGUUAUGUUUUCAUUAUUCAAUAUACCAUACAAAAGGAUAAAAAUGGGGGCGAUAAGUAGCCACCUUUACCUCGCAUCAUAUUUUCUAUUCAUUAUUUUCUUGUACACUGUCAUAAGUGGAAAAAUUGGUUUAUAGCCUCUGCUUGUUAAUUAACAUGAUAUUUUAUCAUUCAUUAUGGGUAUGUACAUUUUUGGAAAUGUGAUUAACUGUAACUACCAUUUACUAGAGUUAGCUGCUGCUGACUGUGUUUGUCCCACCAUCACAAAGGUAUCAAGGUGGAAGUCAUGGCAGUGAAUGUUAUACAAUUUUGGAUGAGUUUUGAAGGAAGAGUAAUCAUCAUGCAAUAUCUUCCCUGUUAAUAAUCCCUUAAUUUAUGUGUAACUAUUAUUUGGUUUGAUGUGUACAUAGGAUUAAAUGUUAUAUCUUCAUUAGAUAGUAAGUUACCAAUAUUUUAGCCACUGCUUGAAAAAUUAAUACAUUGCUAAAAUUCCAAGACAUUUGUAUAAUUUGCAUAAAUGUGACAUGCAAGUUUGUGCAGAUUUGUGGCUCAAGUAUUGUGUGAGUGUUGGGUUGGCCCUUGAGUGCUGGGUUAGCCUUUGACUGUAGAUAUGCAAGCUACAGGUUCCAUGGUACAAAAUGUGCCACGACCAGCUAUUUUGGGUGAUCCUUAAGCAGAGCUCAUUUAUCCUGUGCUGCAGAUGGUUAAACGAUGCUCAUAAUGCUGCAAGUUUUUCUCACCAUAGUUGCUCCUGUCACAAAAUUCUGUCAUGCAGUUGACUAAUAUGUAACUUUUUUAGAAUGCAGUUUAUGUAUUAGAAUGCCCUUUUUUUUUUAAUGUAUUCAUUGAGUAUGAUAUUCCUUAGUUGUUUUAGUCUUUAGUUGUUUCUUGUUGUAUUGUUAUACAGGUUGUCUGUAGAGGAUGAUAAUGUUCUAUACUGUCAUUUUCCCUGUGUGUAUAAGCUGUUAAAUUUUAUGUUGUAUGUGAGAAGCGUUUCAUCGUGUAUACCUGGCUGUCCCAAAAUCAUCACCAGAUACAUGUGCCAAUUCAUUAAUUUUCCAGGCCAAACCUAUUUAAAACCUUUUGGAUUGAGUAUGUGAAACUUUGAGGUUUCUUCUGUUUGAAAGUGACAUGUGGCUAUUUUCCGGACCAUCACCAAUAAUAAUUUUAAAAAUUAUUUUAAAUUUUGAGCUAAGCUCGGUCUGUCUUUUUAUAAUUAUAUUUUUCAAACAGACUGUUUAUAUAUUGACCCUCAACUGGUAAUACAGGAGUAUUCAAAAUUAUCACUUAAAAAUUUUGGAACUUCCAAAAUCAAAAGCAAUUUCCAAAUACUGUACAGUAUUAAAAUAAUAAGUUGCAAAAUUUACUAAAACUAUAAAAUCUAUAUACAGUACAGUAAUUGCAAGUGUCGCAAAUUUGUAGUGUGGCUUGAGAGGAGGGCCACAUUUGUGGCUAGCCAUUUUUUCUCUCCCAGGGUUGAUGCUAAUAUGACCAGAGCCUUUUUAUCAUAAUAUAUUUCCAAAAUAUAUGAGAAAUUAUUGUUCAGUGAUAACCACAACAGUACAAAUAUUGCAAAGCACAAGUGCAUGUGUUGAUUACAGUACUGUAACUUUUUGAGAAAACUGAUAUACACUAUAUCUGAUAUAAAAAGCUGAUAUAAAACUACACCCAAGUGUAGUUACAGGAUGAGAGUUACACUCGGGGUGUCCCAUCUUCCCAUUAUUCUGUCAUAUGAUGCUUUGAAACUACUAAUGGUUUUCACCUUCGCCACCACCUCAUUUAAUUGUAUUCACCUUAUUGUGCAUGCCGUGGUUAAGGUCUGCUCUUUCGGCCCGCCUCUCAACAGUCAAUUGUUUUUGUUACUAACUACUAAUUCUACACUCUUCCCCCUUCCCAAACACACUCCUUCCCAGGAAGCAGCCCGUAACAGCUGUUUAACUCCCAGAUACCUAUUUACUGCAAGGUGACAGGGGCAUCAGGGUGAAAGAAACUGCCCAUUUUGUUUCUCGACGGCGCCGGGAAUCGAACCCAGGUCCACAGAAUUGUGUGUCCAGCGUGCUGUCCAUUCAGCCACCAGCGCCCCUAUAAUCUGCAUCUGCACUAUGUGCAGAUCAAGGAGCUGUUAGGAGCAUGGUGUGUGUGUGUAUAUCCAUUUUAAUAGGUUGUUAGGAACAUGACAAAUACUAUUACAAAAAUGUUGCCAAGUGGAUUAAUGUGCAUGUUGACAAAUUUAUUACCAUGAUAGGUUGCUUAUGAGUGGUUCCAGCAGUGUCUUAGUGAAGGAGUUCUUCUGUUAUGCUGCUGAUGGAAAGGGUCAGUUCAUGAUCAUUUACAUAUUUGUGAACCCUGCACAUAUUUAUCAUAACAUUCAUUAUUUGAAAGUCUUUGGUGAAAAACUGAUACUUGGAUGGAAGGUACUACUUGUGAAAUCGAUCUCCGUGCUCUUACCUUAGUCUCACUUAUCUAGGCAUUGAGAGACACAAAUUUGGUUAAUAAAUAAUAGUGAUUAAACUUUUUUAGUUACUGGUAAUAAAUAUAAAGUGUGGGUAGAUAAAAGGAUAUUUGAUAAAGCUAUGGCACAUGUUAUAAAGGACAUGCAGAGAGGAAGAGGAGAGUAAGCUUAUACAGAUUACCAGCACUGUACAGUAUUAUGAUUACAACAGUCACUAGUGUUUGUAUCUCUCUCUCCCCCUUAGUCUUAGUUAAGUCACUGCACCAUUAUCAUUCAUACUAUUGUGUUAUGUUCUUUAGCUGUUAGAUUUCUGAGAGGUUACUUGAGUUCUGUUGGAGCUGAGAGGGAACAACUGCUAGCUACCUUAAUUUCACCACUAUGCACAUUAUUGAGCAAGCACCUGUAAGUACUCAUCAGUUUGUAUUUGAAAAGACAUAACAAUACUGUAUUUCUUCAUUUUUUCUUUAUAGUGGAGUGACGCUAAAUAGCAUUAAAAAUGUACUGGACACCUGCUGCCUCAAAAGAACGUUUGUAAUUUUUCACUGUUUUAUGCCCAACAUUUUUCUUUUUAUUAGUGCAAAAUAUAUAUCAAGAUCUUGAGUGUAAGGUAUACAGCAUUUUAUUCCACACUAUCACUUUGGAAAAGGUAAAUUUGUUAAUAAUUUCUUGAUUUUUUACCUAUUUUUGGGCACUAAAUUCUGAUAUAGUGAAUGUGUUUACUCACUCCAUCAAAAAUCUUUUAUUACUUUUCCAUUGCAACUAACUGGAACAAUUUUAUUACAGUACUGUACUUUAACAGAUCCAUCUGUUGAAUCCAGAUUUCUUGCAUACUGGGUUUGAUUUUAUCUUCUCCCAACUGGUUAUUAUUGUCAAUAUCUCAAGAAUGCUUUAUCAUAUUUGCUCGAGAUAUUAAUUACAUUACAUAAGUUUAAUAAAAAAAUUAUGGCUACUAUUAAAAUUAAGCAAUGUUGCUCUAUAGCAACUGGACAUGUGAAUCAUCAGAAAUAUUGCAUUCUUUCUUUGCCUACAAGUCGUAUAUUCCUCGAUAAAAUCCUUGGUGAAUCUGACUCCCUUGACGUCACCCUUUUUGUGUUUUUGCUCUUAUAUUGACAUCCUGAAUGAUAUGUUGAACCUCUUGAAUGUUCUGUGACAGGGCUAUAUAACUUUUUAGAGUUGUAGGUUUUGUAUUAUUAUUGUCGUCAUUUAUCUGCAUCUUUUUAUUACAUAUAUCUUUGAUGACUAUUCAUUUUUUUUUUUUUUUUUGAGUGGUUGUAUUGUAGAUGGGCCUCUGGGCCUCUGCAGUCCAUCUAUUCUCUGCCAUAUAGGCCCCCCCUGUGGUGACUGCUUUUCCAAAUUGGACGGUCCUGAGCAGUCGAUUUCCAAGUAUUGGGGAUGAUGUCCAGGUCUUUAAGGGUCACCUUGAGGCAGUCCUUGAAUAAUUUAUUCUGCCCCCAAACUGAACGCAUGCUCAGACAUACAGUAAUUCCCUGACUAUGUGGAUAAAUGCUGUUUAAUAGACAUGCAUACUGUAUUGUAGUGAAAAUGUCCAAUUAGGACAAGCUUGUGUGAUGAAAUUAUAAGGAAUCUUAAUUAAAUCAAAGGUCUGUGAAGGAUAAUAAUGAAGGGGAUUUUUAGCUAAAAAUUCAUGUAAAUGCUGGUGAGUUUUUCUUUUAUUUUUUUACCUGGGUAAAUACAGGAGCAGAUUACUUCUGACUCAUGUUGGCAGGCUUUGCAUUCUCCCUUCCAAUCCCUCAUCUUGAGCCUUACCCAACUAGUUUUUCCUGAAACAUAAUAUGCCAGUAGGUUUAUAACUAGUUCCCCAAUUACUGCUGGUUGAACAGGGGUGAAUGGUUUAGGAUUAGUUCCCAGUCUACCCUCUAUCCAGUGCUUGAACCCAGCCGAAAUCACUCGUGAGCAUGCUACCACUUCACCAGUUACAUGGACUGCGAAAUGCUAAACAAAAUUUAUACAUGUAAGGCCGACCGAAAUUGGAAUUGCAACUUAAUAUGGUGUUUGUGCCUAAUGAAAGCCACUGGCAAAAUUUUGAAUGUCCCAAGACUGCAGAAAAAUGGAUUUUAAAAUCAAGCACAGUAUUAUGAACUAAGAAAAAUGAAGGAAAGAAAUGACCACCCAGGAAGACAAUAAAAAAAGAGAUUUAAUUUGAUACAGUAUUGUAUAAAAAAGUUUAAUGUAAAUUUACAAAAGGAAAAGGGUUUGCAUGAGCUAGCAAUAGGAACACAAGGUCACGAUUUAAGAGGACAGAAAAACCAUACAUUAUAUACUGAAGACAGUUGGAAGUGUUUCUUUACAAUUAGAGUUGUAGAUGGUGGGAGUGAGUAUUACAGUAAAUACAAUAAGCACUGGAAAUCAUUCCCUUGUGAAAGGAGCUCAACCUGCAUUCCUUCAAGAGGCAGAGGGCUAGGGAAGUUAUAAGGAAUAGAUCAGAUAAGGGAUAGUAGCUGCACCAAAUACUUAGAAGCAAAGAGGUAGGUCUAAGAAGUGAAUCUCCCAACCUGUAAACCAAACUUGGAUAAUUAUGUGAAUACGGGAUAUAGUAUUUGGAUGCAUGAUUGGCACGUGGCAGUCUCGAUAAAAGAGAAGCCAGGAUGGAGAGAACAAAAGUAGGCUUUCGAAAAGUCAAACUUUAAAUCUAUACAUGGAAGGGGCAUAAAUGGAGAAACAAUCCCUUAGGCUGGGGUUUGUGCAGGUAUUAAACAAAGGAGAACAGAGAUUUAGAUUACAAAAAUUUGCAGGAAGACAUUGACAAGCUGAAUGACUUAUCCAGCUGGUGGGAACUAAAUCUCAUCCAAGACAAAUGUAAGGUAAUAUGGAUGAGAACAGAGAAAAAACUUUGAUUAAAAAAAAACAUAUCACGAUGAGUUCUGGCUGAAGCACACCAGCAGAAUGUGUAAAUAUGGAAGAUGCAAGAAUAACACACAAAUUUCAAUAAAUUCUUCGGAAUAUUGUACAUUCAUGUGUAAGCCCAAAUUUUGAAUAUGCAGCAAAUGCAUGGAACAUUCACCUUAAGCACAAACAAAAAUAGAUAAAUUAAAGUGAUUUACUACCAGACUAGUCCUUGAAUUAUAAGGUUAUUGUACGGGUUAAUUAAAAAAUAAUUAAAGAAAAGAAGACUUUCAUAGGAUAUCUAUAUUAUCUGCCUGAGAACAUUGUGAGGGAAUUUACAAUUGCUCAAGCAGGCAUUUAGCAUAGUUUAAAGAUAUGAUUAAGACAGUGUUCAGUAUCUGGAACUAGCUCACCACAAACAUAGAUGAAAUAUAUAUACACACGUGCAUGGUUUAAGCCUGAGACUUGCUACCCCAUAAACACAAAUUGGUAUACACACCAUGUUUAGAAUGGAUAAAAGGUGAAAUACAACCACCUCUCUUCUGAAGCCACAUGUAACUAUUCUCUCACAUAAUUAUACACUUAUAAUAUGCAACUUUUUUUGGUAGCUUGGAUUUAAUUUAGUAUGGACCAUUACAGAAUACCUCAUAGCUAUUGCAUGUUUUUUUAUGAUGCUGUAUAGCUAUAAUUUCAAUGGUGUCUUAUUCAUGCUGUUAAGAAGCCUACCUCAACAAAUGUUUGCAACUGUUGUAGACUAUAAAAUACAUUACUGGGUAUUGAAAGUUUUAAUAUAAAUUCCUUAGUUACAGAAAUUCAUUAUUGGCUAGAUCUUCAGUAUUGUUAGUAAAUAUCAAUAAGGGGAGUUUUGCUGUGUUCCUAGUCAUAUUGGCAUUGACUAGCAAAUAAGGUAGCAAAGUCUGCCAUUUAAACAUGACCCCGACUGAUUACUAUCCAAUACAAAAUUCAGCCUUAUUUACAUGAUGGAUAGCUAUACAGUAUACAACACUAUAUUCCAUACCAUCAAACACAAUGUUUUAUGUGGGCUGCCUCCAUGCUACCAGAACCAAAAUGGGUAACUUCAUUAAACUAUUUUGUUAUUGGCCACACUAGGUUGACUAAUGGAGAAGAAGUUUGCCCAUUUUUGUCCAAAUUGUCCUAUUUCAUUCAAAACUUUGAAUAUCUGAAUUUCAUUUUUGAAUUUCCUGAUAUCAAGGAUGGUCAUAAAUCGUUUCUCAUCGAUUCCCUUAAUGAAUGACAUUAGGUUCACUUCUUUUUUACUUUGAUUCAUUCAGUAUGGCUAAGCUUGCAUCUUCCUGCUCUCGUAUUGGGAACUUGAGUGCUGAACAGUACUAUAUAAUCUAAGAUACCUUGAUUGUACCUGUAGCUUGAAUAGUGCUUUAUAGGCAUACUGGUAUAGUUUUUUUUGUUAAUUACUUACUCUCAAGGGGUAGAGUUUCAGCAAGUUCAAAUAUUGCAGAUGUUCUAUGGAGUAUGUUUUGGCACCUCUCGCUGCCAUUUUGUCAGUCAGUCUUGCUGUCUUACUUUUAGUAAUUCUCAGCCUCAUAUUAUUACUCUCUUUGCAUUCUACUCUUUUUAAUUUGAAUUUACUACAGGUAUUACAAUACCAUGCUUCAUUUAGUGCAGUCGAGUCACAGACGAAAGGUUUAAUUCCUGUGGCAGGAUAGAAGUGCUUGGGCAUUACAACUGAUUCUUUUGUUUACCUACAUAGGCUCAUCUACAUUAUUUACUGUCUACAGAAGCAGUAUGUAGGUACCCAUGGAUGUGGAUAGCUGUUUUGCAUUGCAUUGUGGGGGAAGGACCCCACUAGGCCAACCCUAAGGGGACCUCGAUAACCAAACAGACUUCCUAGUACUGUCCGCAUCUAUGGGAAACUGUGUACAGUACAGUACUCAAGUUACUGUCUUAUAAACUGGAAGCACUUGGUCAUUUUAGAACCACUGUAUACAAAGAAAAGAAGAACAUUUAUUUUUGAAUGUGCUUUAUGAGCUUCAUUAUAUUUGCAUUACCAUAUACAUUAAUGUUAAGUAUGUCUACACACAUUUAACCUUACGGUUUAAUAAAAUUACAAAUACAGUACUGUAUUACAACAAUAAUUAGGAAAAUUUAUAUUACUAUAUGAAUUUUCUUGACAAUGAUGGUUUGGCCUGUUAAUGAAUUGGUAUUGAACAACAUAUUUAAUUACUUCAUUGACUUGGUACAGUAUAUAAAAGCAAAAUUGCUUAGAUAUAAUGAAAAAAAAAACAUAAAAAUAAAUGUUAGAGAGUGAAUGCACAUCCAUCUCGUCAGCACCUGGGAUUUCAGGUCUCGAACUGAUAGAUCUUUUAUUUUACACUUGUGUGUUAUGUACUUCAGCUGUCCUUCCUUCACUUUACCAUAUAUUAUGUAUAUUUUUGUAUAACCUUUUUAUUUUGAAAGUAAUACUUUGGCUCUAGAAUAUAAUUCUUUAGUCACAGGUAUGCAUAUUGCAGUAGAUAUACAAAUGCCUAUUUGCAAGGAAUACAGUAUAUUCAUUAGAUAGUUCAAUUGAAGAGGAGCCAUCAUUUGUGCCGGCAGGUCAGCCUGUCUAAAUGCUUGUUGCAUUGGUGUAUACAAAUGUGGUCAUGAUUAAGUGGGAGAUUGACAAGUUGUUUUGGUACGUACAAAAUAUGGUCUUAGUUCAGUGAGUUAAAUAUUUUCUGAGUUGAUUAAUGCAAAAUUUUUAAUAUACAGUACUUUAGUUGAAUUGGUGAAAGACGUUUUUUCUGGGUUCUUGAUACAUUAGUAAAUUUAUUAUUGGUUCAAAUAUAUGUUUUAUGAUAUUUAAGGGUUCUUUUGUGGGGGAAAUUCUUAAUAUCAUACUGAAAGUUUAAUGAAUUUUACAGAAUCAUCAGGCUGAGCAUGGUGCCUUUAAUUUAUUAAUAUUGCAUUCAAUAAUAAUUUAUAUAAAUCAUUUUUAUUAUUUGUUAAAUUAUAUGUAGCAGGAUUAAAUUUUACAUGUGAAAAAUUAAAUUAUGGCAUUUGUAUAAUAAAUGACGUAUUUCACAAUUAUUUAUCUUUAGAAAUAAAAAACAUUCAUUUGCCAUAUUCAAUAAUUUUGUUGUAAUGUGUGGUUAUUGCUGAUUUAUAUACUUACAGUACUGUACCAGUGUGUAUUCACACAUUUUAUUUCCUUCAUUUGUUAUUUAUUGUUUCAAAGCAAUAUCUGGUAAUUCUGUAUUUCAUCAACCUUAUAUUUUUACAGUAAAAAUAUAUAGUGCUUCCGUAAAGUAAGUCAGAAUUUUGAGCAACCAUUGUAUAGUGUUAAUGUCCUUGUAUUCUUAAUGGAAUUCAAUACAAUUUAUCAAGAUUUUUAUGCAGAAUUCACAAACUUAAUAGUUCAAAUACAGCAGCAUUUGUUAUUGUUUUUCUUAAUAUCUUUGCCAAGGAACUAAUAUAUGAAUGGAUAAUUAUGUUUUCAACUAUGGAAGUUUAGUUAUUUAUUUUUAAAAGGUUACACCACUGAAAAAUGUUAAGCUAAAUUAAUCUAGUUUUGUUUUUUAUUUGUUUACUGUAAAGCCUCAGCUUUUCACAUUUAGUUAUAAUAAAAAAUUGAAUUAAUAUUUACAAACAAAUUUUCAUCACAUUUUAUAUACUGUCUACGCUCAGUAAUCCAAGUCAUAAGGAGCCCACCCCUAUUUGAGUUAGCCGAUUUUUUAGCCAGUUAUGUCCAAAAAUGAACACAUUCUAAUUUAUUCAGGUUUCUCAUUCAGAAGUAAUUGCAAUAACCCAAAUUUCUGUUCAAGUUGAAAGUCAAGCACAAGCACUCAAAUUUAUUCAGAUUUCUCAUUCAGUACAAUCUUUUUAUAAAAUCUUUUCUUUUAAAUUUUUUUUCAGGUUAUGUCAUUACUGUAUUAUGAAUUCAUUAUUAUGAAUUAACCCAACAACUUGGUUAGGUUAAAAGGUAAAAAAACUUGAACAUGAAUUCAUUCCGAGAUUUUCGUUACAGCUUAUUACUGAGCUCUUACAGUAUAAUAUUAAUCACAAGUAUAUUUUAAGCAUAUUAUGUUAGUUAUUACUAAAAUAUCAAUGACAUUGUCAGAAGGUAAGAGAAGUUACUGUCAACUUACCACCUACCACUAAUUUCUCAUUUGUUAGGUUAAUAGAAAAUUGGUCUUGUAACUAAUGCUGGGGUUUGCAUUUUUGUUAGUUUAUAAUCCAAUGACUAUAUUUGUUAAUUAAUAACUUGUUAAUCCUUCCAACAUUAUUUUUUCAAGUACUGUAUAUGCAUGUUGAUGGUGACUGCCAGUUGCACAAAUUAGGUUUAGGAUGAAAGGAAAUAUGGCCAACUAUUUUUGUCCCACCAGGGUAUUAAAGAUAUCUACUCUGGAUUCAUUUUAUAUACAUAAUUAAGUCCUGUGUUAUUAGGUAAUUAAAGAAGACUGUAAAAUUUGAACUAGAAACUGUUUUACAUUUUUUUUAAUUUUGUGAUCAAGCUUUAAUAAAAUAUUCAUUAUCAUAGGUUUGAUUUGCACAGAAUGCUAUUAUAGUUUUGGGAUUGUGGUUUGACAAUUAGGUGCCACCUGUUUUCAGGAUUUCUCUGUUUAUUUGUGAAGUUCAAGUGAUGUUGGCGGGUGGCCAAUUCUGAGCUGACUGGUGUUGCGACAAAAUCUUAAGUGACUGCAGCAGGACCUUUUGUGGAGCAGGGCAGUGUUCAGGGGUCAGUCAUAAUGAAGGCUUGACCAGGUAUGGUAGUAACAAUUUUGCAUGAUAUGAGCUGCAUGUAGAAUUAUAGUAACGUAGUUGAGCAUUUGUUGAAAACUAAAUAAAUGAACUCUGGUAUAUCCAUGUGUAAUUGGAUGUCCCCCCCCCCCCUUUAUGCAUAGAAAUGUUAAUAAAAAUUAUUAUUAUGAAGAAUGUGUUUAUUGAAUGUUGGCCUUUGACACUACAAAAAUAUGAUUUAAAUGUAUUCAACAAAAGUUGUAUUAGAUUUUUUAAUGGCAAUUAAAUUUAGUUAAUGCAUUUAGCAUCCUCAGUUCUUGAUCAUACAAGAUAAUUGUAUAAUGGAUAUACUGUAAUUUAAUUGCCCAGAGUCGUUCAUUUGAACAUGACCUGCUCUUCUGCUGCAGUUUGUAAUCCUAGCCAGACCUACAAUGAUAUUUUAAUAAUAUGUAUUUAAAAUAUAUCUUGAUCCCCAUCACAGCAGUUUGUAUUAUAAGUUGAUGCUGCUCCAUUCAUUUCAUUAGUUCCUCUGCUCAACACUUCCUGCCCUCUGUGGGACUGUCGCCAGACUUCUGGACUUCACUUACACAUUGCCAUUUUUGUAUUAUAGCUCACUAAUGCUAGUUCAGUAUGUACAGUGCUCAGAGACUUAAUUUUAUAAUAAACUCUUAAAAAGUA